Messenger RNA from Betta splendens (Siamese fighting fish), 1586 nucleotides. Its product is annotated as high affinity immunoglobulin gamma Fc receptor I-like. The record is from RefSeq and is a predicted model, not a curated record. Lineage: Eukaryota; Metazoa; Chordata; Actinopteri; Anabantiformes; Osphronemidae. Gene Ontology annotation, molecular function: transmembrane signaling receptor activity. The transcript has 8 exons. The coding region runs from base 120 to 1550 and encodes 476 amino acids. Gene Ontology annotation, biological process: cell surface receptor signaling pathway.
CUGCCCUCUGCUUCCACAUGGGGGGGGUCGGGGGGGGGCUCUGCGCUGCUCUCCUCCCACCUGUGGUUUAACAGGAUGUUCUGGCCUGAGCUGCACAGAAAGCUUCGCCUGCAGACGCCAUGAAGGCGCCGCUGCUCGUCCUCUGUGAGUACACAGCUUUUCACACAGUGAGCAUCCGUGGCACCGUCAGCAACGUGCACGUUUGGUUGGAUGCAAACACACUGAAGUGCCCUGUUGUUUCAGGGCUUUUCUUCUGCAGGACGUCGGCCCACAGUCGAGCCUCCGUCCUCGUUUCUCCAAACAAAGCUCAGUAUUUUGAAUAUGACAGCUUCACUGUGAGCUGUCAAGCCUCCGACUCUGGAGAGUGGAGCGUCUGGAGAUACACAGCAGACGGUCUGGGCCGGUGCGGAUCCAGCUGGGGCAUCAGAACCGCCACCAGCUGCAGCCUAGACACGGUGAAGCGGUCUGCGAGCGGUGUGUACUGGUGCCAGUCAGAGAAGAGCGACACCAGCGACGCCGUGAACAUCACGGUCACUGCUGAUAGAGUGAUCCUGCAGAGUCCUGUCCUCCCUGUGAUGGAGGGACAUGAUGUCACUCUGCACUGUCAAACAAAGAGCCCUCCCUCCAAGCUCCCAGCUGAUUUCUAUAAAGAUGGCUCCCUCAUCAGGACUGAGCCUACAGGUCACAUGACCAUCCACCGUGUCACCAAGUCUGAUGAAGGAGCCUAUAAAUGCAGCAUCCAGGCUGGUGGAGAGUCUGCGUCCAGCUGGAUGCUGAUAAAAGGAGCUGCUGCUCCCGUCUCCAUCGCUGCGUCUCCAGACACGUCUCAGAGGUUUGAGUACGAGGAUCUGACCCUGAGCUGUGGCCCCGGCAGCAGCCUCCAUGCGUGGACCAUCAAACGGUCCCAGAGCUCUGGAGGCCCCGUGUCCGGGUGUGGGCAGCAGUGGGGACGCGCCACGGCGGCGGGCUGCGUCCUCGUCGCCGCCAAGCAGUCGGACAGCGGCGUGUACUGGUGCGAGUCUGCUGCAGCUCGACGCAGCAGCUCCAUCAACGUCAGCGUGGUCGGUGAACGCACAGCAGUGAUCCUGCAGAGUCCUGUCCUCCCUGUGAUGGAGGGACAUGAUGUCACUCUGCACUGUCAAACAAAGAGCCCUCCCUCCAAGCUCCCAGCUGAUUUCUAUAAAGAUGGCUCCCUCAUCAGGACUGAGCCUACAGGUCACAUGACCAUCCACCGUGUCACCAAGUCUGAUGAAGGAGCCUAUAAAUGCAGCAUCCAGGCUGGUGGAGAGUCUGCGUCCAGCUGGAUGUGGGUCAGAGCCAAUAGCAGCUCUCCCUCAGCCCUCGGUGGAACCCUGCCUGCGGUGACGGUGGUCCGCCACGUCCUCAUCUGUUGUCCCUACGUCAUCUGCACCGUCCUCAUGCUCUCUGUUUAUCAUCACAGGCCUUCAGGGCCUGAUCCAUCUGUUACCAUGACAACCCUGCCACGCAACCAGGACGAUGACGAGUCACAGCAGGAUGAUGUGACCGUCGCCACCGAGCACUGUUUCUGAGUCCAUUUGUUUUUCCAUUCCUCCUAAACUCGCUGG